AUGAUUUUACCUCGAACUAUGGGUGAAUUAUUAUUGAAUAUUAAAAUUAGAAAUUCAUCAAAUCCUGAUAAUUCUGAACCGGAAACCAGAGAAUUAAGUAUUCCUUCAAAUAUCACAUGGAAUAAAUUAGAAAAAGAG
Molecule: messenger RNA, 138 nt
Organism: Racocetra fulgida
Lineage: Eukaryota; Fungi; Glomeromycota; Glomeromycetes; Diversisporales; Gigasporaceae
Source: the annotation of a GenBank genome assembly